Molecule: messenger RNA, 6778 nt
Organism: Cadophora gregata
Lineage: Eukaryota; Fungi; Ascomycota; Leotiomycetes; Helotiales; Ploettnerulaceae
Exons: 3
Coding region: 2398-5394 (998 amino acids)
Molecular function (GO): protein binding
Source: RefSeq, a predicted model, not a curated record
CCAAAAGAAUACAUUGCCAGAUUAUCAUCAAGUCGUCAGAGCGUCAAAGUGUCGGUGCCAACCCAACUGCACAGAUCGACUGUAGCUGCUGGGUUAAUUAUAGCAAGUACAGAGACCUGAAUGGCAUAUGAUAAAUCAUUUCAGGCAAUUUCAUUGGCUAAUGGCACAGAACAGAAGCUGAGACUAGAAACUCGCCAGGGACUAUUUACUGGCUUGAUAUAUGGCCGCUCAGUCUUUGCGACCAACCUGCCACUUCUACGCCGCCAGUAGUUUUUCGCAGAGAGAGGACAUUUGAGGAUAUUGUUGCGCAUUCACCACAGUAUCCGGUCCUCGGCACAUACGUGCGGCGAUAGGGAAAGCCCAAUUCAACCUCCUCUCUGCGAUGUCUGCGAAGCCUACAAUGAAUCAAUACACUAGAGGUCCAACUUUGGGAGGACCUUCGAAGGCAUCAGCUACAACGUUAUGCCAGAAGUGCCUGAAAAGAGGCCAUUAUAGUUACGAGUGUAAAGCUGUGGUCCAAGAACGGCCUUAUGUUUCUCGCCCGUCUCGGACACAACAGCUGCUGAAUCCGAAGCUUCAACCCAAGUUAACAAGUGAUGUCCCACAAGCUCUACUCAGAAAGGAAGGGGUGGCAGAUGAGUUGCUAGCUAAAUCCGAUCAAGAGAGGGGCAGGAAGCGUGAAAGAGAAGGCGAAGACCCUGCCAUUCCUGGUACAUCAAAGAGAAUGAGGUCAGCGUCGUCAGUCUCCGUUUCAACGAUAUCUACAGGAGUUUCACGUUCACUUUCGUCUCCACGAGACUUCGGAAAGGACAACUCGCGCAAGAUUGCAUCACGAAGCGCUUCGCCACCUCGUCGAAGGUCCCGUUCUAUGUCUUUGAUCCCUCCUAGACACCUUACAGACUCUGAAAAGAAGCGGAGGCGGGAAUCCGUUUCCUCAGUGGACGUAUAUAGCUCAGACGAGGGAAAUAUGUCGAGAGAGCGAGUUGAGAGUCGAAGCACCAGAAGACGGUAUAAAGAAGAAAGCCCACCGGCCAGAGGAAGAGCUACCGAGAGCAGAAGCCCGCAUUGGAAACGACGGGGACUGUCAAAUGACCGCCUGGAUCCUAGGCCUAGGAAUGGGCUCGGUGCUGUCGAGAACAGAGCACCCCCUAGAGAGAGAAGCCUGAGUCCGUUCAGUAAGCGACUCGCUUUAACUCAAGCAAUGAAUCCUAAAAUAUGAUAUCGUGUUUAAAAGAAGGCUGGAUCAGAGACUCAUCACAGAGUUCACUGUACAUGCCUUUUGCCAAAUUCUACGAUGAGUGAUGGUAAGUGUAGGAUAAUAAGAUUACCCUGGCUAAGCCAUAUGCCUUUGUGAUUUGAGAACGCCAGACUCCAAUCUGAUGUCCUCUCUGUGCCUCUAACGCCGUGAUGAUCCCAGCCACUAAACUUUUACACCAUUUCGGUAUCUUCUUUUUCCCUCCUCUCUUCUUCUUCCUCCUCCCUUUCCCUCAACUUUACACCUUCAACCAGAGCAAUACCCUCCAUACCCAUUUCCUCCCCUCCCUCACUUGCUGUAACUGCCCAUCUUCCUGAUUUCGACUUUGCAGCUUCCUGAGCUCCCUCGAUUCUUUCCCGCACCAUUCUCGCAAUUGCAUUCUCCGUCUUCACGUUCAAAACCACCAACUUCCGGUCCAAGUCCCGCUUCAAGUCCCAAUUCGGCUUUUUUGGUUGCAGCUUGAACAGAUCCACGCCUUUGUCAUCGUGCUCCUCUUCCUCAGCCCUUUUCCGGAUCUCAUCCUCGACCUCCUUUGCCUGUUGUUCCAAGGUUUUCUCGACGGCUAACGUUGGUGGCGCUUCAAAGCCAAGCUUUGGUCCCUUUGUUUCAGGAUCAUAGUUCCUUCCUGAGAGGUGUAUCUUUGUAAUAUCAGGUUCGUUAGGUGGUGAGGCCGAGCGUGUUGAUUCAGGUGCUACAAUUUCGUCGCCGGGUUGUUUGCGCUUGAGAUUUUUGAGCUUGGCCAGGCGCGCCUUGCGCUCAUCUGCAGCCGCACCCAAAGUUGCAUGUGUCGAGGACAUGUUCUCUAAUGUGGAAUGUGAUUGACGGGAGUCGUGCCAUGUACCUAUUUUCUCGGUUCGAAGGGCUCUUGGUAGAUGAGGUUUCGCGGGGCUAGAGGCUGGUCAUGUUUAGCGUUUACCUUGCUCGCCUUGGUAGGUACUUUAGUUCAGGAACCAAACUUCUGUCAGCCUGAUCAUGUCGGCUAGCCUGAUAACCUUAUUUUGUUUUUUUUGGAACUUUCCAGCCUCCCAAGUACAAGUAGUGCAGUCUGGUUUAUUCGACGUUCGACUCGGCAGCUCGACUGAUUUCAUCUCCAUGGUGCUUCCCAAAUGCAAUGGAACACUGAACCUUUGCACCUGUAGCUGAUGCCUCCACGACUGGAUCUGCUGACGAAACGCCGGUUGACGUUCGAUUUGCCCAUCCUCCCAUUCCUCGCUCCCCGAGUCUUCGCGCCUUGGCCGCACAGCCUUCGAAGCUACCAUUCAGGGUCACCAGCUACAGUAUAUUCCGAGACGUCUCGUUAUUCUUGGGAGGACAGUAAUGUUCUACCCCAAACGACUUGUGACGUGGCACCAAGAAAUUCGAGCCGUGGUAGUAAAGACAAUCGCAAAGAAGGACAGAAGCAUGAUCUGCCACAGUCCAAGGUUCUGCAAGGAGGAGUGGGAGAUACUCUAAGGAACCCGGUAGAAAAUAAGGGGGGGUCUUGGGAGCCUUCCGAGCUCCCUGGAGACCAGGAUGACUUAAAGACAAAGUACGAAGAGAUAUGGGGUGGAUUGAUGAGAAGGCGCCCCCCUGAAAGCCCAGUCGCUCUUGUCACAAGAGUGAUGGAUACUUGUCAAGGACAAGAAUCCCAGCUACGUCUCAAAUUUUCGAGCAUCCCGACGGAAUUCUCACGCCAGAUUGAAUUGGAGCGAAUCGUCGAACCCCGAAAAGCAUGGUUUCGGAAGUCCAAGUUGAACAGAAUAUCCAAGCAAAGGGAGCAUUGGAUGGGUCAGAAACGAAUCAUUCGCAGGUUCAAAAUCCUACAUCAUGCCAGAGGUUUGCCGAAAUUACGACUGAAGUAUGUCAGAGUCACGCCGGAAGGAAAAUUUGGCUGCUUCAAGUACUCUUCCUGGUGGAAUUGGCGCUUCGCGAUGCUCUGUGCUUGGCGUGAUGGGACUUUGAAAGACAGUUUCAAGCCAAACAUGGCUAUGCCUCGUUAUUCUCGGGUUGCUGAGCCUUUCAUCCGGAAAUUCGUUGAGAAGAAAUCUUCAGCAUUCAUUCGGCAGAGAUGGAUGGAGAUACCUUUAGUUCAGAGAGGGCACACAUGGCAAGAGAUUAUGCUGACCACGUUGGCAUACUAUCCGAGUGAGGCUCUUGGAUUCCUUAAGGCGACAUUCAUGCCGCCGUAUCCACCUGGCUUUGCAGUUUCUGAUAGCCUCGACUUCAUUAUUUCCCAUUACAACGAGAAUAGAGAUGGCUACGGGGCAGAAUUUCUUGUAGCCUUAUCGAAAACAAUCCGUUUUAUUCUUGAAAAAGGUCCAGCGGACCAUGUCCACCUUUCUCAGCGAACUCUGUUUCGCUUAUUGCACAUGAUCUGUCUCGACACAGGAGGGUUGAGGUGCACGUCUGGAAAAUUACUGAAGUUGCAGCGGAGGGCAUGGACAGCGAAGAACAUCUAUCGAUCUCUGGCUAAAGUCGGCCACCCCAUGCAUGAGAAUACCCUCCUUCAAUUUGCGAGUGGACUUGCAAAGAAUGGGGAUAUCAAAACUGCUUGCAGGAUCCUACAAAGACUUAGAGAUGAAGGAUCUGCCUUCAACUCGCCAAAGAUGCUGAGCCUGUGUUCCACUUUACUUCAACAGGCACAUCGGAAAAUGUCGGUCAAGGACGGUGUGCCGCUGGUACCAGCGAUUGAUAUGUUCCGAUUCGUACUGGAGGCAGGCGCUGAAUCCAACCCAAACAUUUACAACAUCUUGAUGAAAAGCUCAUUGGAUACCGGAAACCACGAGAUGGGUUGGAAGAUCUUUGAAACAAUGACAGAAACAGGUCUAAAACCAGAUGCUUACACCUAUUCCAUCCUCUUGAAUGACGCAAAACUGAGGAUGGACGCGUCUGCUAUCAGGGCUGUCAUGGAUCAUGUCCGGCAGAACAGCAUCAGAAACGACUGGAUUAUCACAGAUGUCCUACAUGCAAUUCUACUUCUUCAUAAACAAGAACGGCAAUCAUCCAAAGAAGAUGGAAGUUCAGUACAGCAGGACAAGCCAGCCUUCGAUCGAAUGCUUCAUGUAUAUUGUAACCACUUUCAUCUUGGGCCAUUGGCUCAGAUCAUCCCCAACUUAUUAGAAAAAUAUCCAGGUCUAAGUCAAUUCAUUCAUCGUCCACACGAUCAUUUGCACGACCCACCUCGCCCAACCCUGGUCGUCAUGGUUACAGGCUAUCUUGACAAUGCGGACACACCACAUACUGCGAUGGAAUUUUAUGAGAAUUUUCGUCGCUUGAUUAUCCGGAAUGACCCAGUUGUCGUGCCACUGACAAUGACAACGCAUGUCUGGAACCUCGUCUUGAUGGUAAUAGGCAGAUUCUCCGAACGACUAGCAGACUGCUCAAAUCUUGUCGGAGAUAUGCUGUCUGGGUCAGACCAGUCUUCUACAUCGUCUCAGUCAUCGGUGUCGGACGAAAGCACCACGAAGAAGCAAGACCACACCAUCAACACUGACUUACAGCUACCGCUCAGCCCAGAAGCGAUUAACGUGGAGCCACUCAAUUCGGGAGAACGCGUACGUGCCGAGCCACAAAUGCUGUUCAAGCUGGAAGAUGUCGUUCAUGAGCCACUUACCGUGGAGGAUGAGAAUUUUGACUCCGUUUCUGACUCGUCGUCCGAACCACUUGCUGGAACAGAAGUGCCUGAGCCUAUCGGCGUCACACCUCCUAAACCAGACGUUUACACAUGGUCCAUCCUGCUCAAGAUCUUCAUGGACCACCACCAGCCCCGCGCUGCAGAGAAGGUCCUCAAAAUGAUGAGCGAACGACAAAUCACACCAAGCCAAGUCACAUGGAACAAACUCGCCGUGGGUUAUGCUCGUAUGCAAGAUACUGCUAUGACCGUUGACGUGCUGCGCCGGUUGGAGGCUACUGGCUUAUCAGCUGAUCCUUUCACUAUGAGUGCUCUUGGUUUGAUCAAGCGCCGCAGAGCCCUCAUUGACGCUAUGAGGAGGACGGAAACUCAGCUUGCAGGGGUGGAUAGCCAAUUCUUGGACGGCUUGGGGGGAGACUUGGAGGUAGUUCUGGAUGAAGAAGGACAGGAUGAACCCGAUGCAGGUGGGGGACUUGAAAAGGUGUGGGCAGUGGGAUUCGGUGAGGAGGAAGAGGAGGAAUGGUGGUAAAUUACCAGCUUGUUUGACUAGCAUGUGUUGAAUCUAUAAUCUAACUUAUUUUACUGUACCAUUGCCAAUAUUUGUGAAGAUCAAAGAUACCCAUGUACAAUUAUGAUAUGGACACUAAAUGUAAUUAGUGUAUGCCAUGUUACACCUGUGCCAUAGACGUGUGUUUAUAAACCUGUCGGCAUUCACAUUGCGUUGGCCUUUCGCGCCCCCCUUCGUCAACAUAUACUUUAACGUUUUGGAGUUUGACAGAAAGAACGGCUCCUCCGUUGUUUCUGACCCGUUCCGUGGCAGAUCAAAGAAUUGAAGCUAAUUGAAAGGUAAAGAUAUCCAAGCCAUGCUCAAGAAAAUUAGCAACGCUGAAGAGAAAGAAGAAAACGUUGAUCAUAACUGCCUGAAUGCUUGUGACUCAUGGUAGUGUCGGGUUGAUUCUGUAGUACGCGGUAGUAGUUUCCGUAGGCGAUAUUGAUUCGGGCUGUUUGAAUGCUGUGUAGUGUCACCUAGCCUGUAAUAGCCCGAUUAGGCACCAGGAAUGGCGGGAGUUGGGCCCGUUAGUAGCUCCUGCUCGACGUUUGAGAUCGAGGACUACGAUAAUAAUGUUGGGGAUUGGGGUGAUGAGCUAAAUGACUGUAUGUGUACUGUAUGAAUACCUUUUAGCUGGCAUCAUGCAUAAAAUUAGUAAGUGAUGCACUGGAACUUUGAGAUUGGCUCGAUGUAAUGUGAUUCUGGUGGUACUGGUUGUGAAGCGGUAGGAGACAUUAUUUCAUGAACAGUGACUCCGUAGAGUUAUGAUUCGGCAUCUCAGCAACUUCUACUAUUCGGCAUAUGGAUGGAGAGAUUCGGUCCUCUGGUGAAUUAGACUGCUAGUUGUCGACAUGUGAUGGAAGCAGAGCAGGCCGAGGCCAGCUGUCAAUCUCGCAGAGGUGACAGCAAACAAGCCGGCAACGAUGGGGAUGUGGAAGCCUGGUGAUCAAACAGCGAAUCCAUUAAGGUACGUAUCGAUUCGGGGUGCCUUAAGGCAUGAAACCGAAGAUUCGGUGCUGACAUAGGAUAGUUGCGAGUGACGGUGAAAAGAAGAAGAGAAUCGGUUCAAUAGUUAAAACCUUCACCUGAAAGAGCGACAACUCACAUGGAAAUAUAAAUGACGAGCGUCAUGAAACUUAGCUUACCUAAAGAAUUAAACCAAGCAAGAAGAUGAGUCCACCAAUGUCGCACAGCAUAGAGUAUCCUGUGGUCUCAUUUGUAUUGCGCUGCGAUCUCGAGUCGUUGGCGUUGUCGUUGCCGUCGUCUGAGUGACAGCUGCCAGCGACAGGAUGCCAUAUAAUAAUACUGGUGGUUCCACCAAUCAGUUACCACAAGACGAGCGUGGCGUUAGCCGCAUCAUUGC